AUGACGACGCUCCAGCCGCGCCCGCCCUACUCAGACGCCGAGCUUGCCCAGCUCUACCCGCGCCAGCUUCACCUCCAACAAGUCCAGAUCCUCCUCCGCCACGGCGAACGAACCCCCAUCAACGCCCGCUUCGGCAACGCCGGCCUGCCCGCCUUCUGGCCCUACUGCAGCGCCGUGCGCCGCCUCCGCGCCGCCGUCCUAGGCCCCUCCGGCCCCGGCGCCGAGUCCGUGUCCGCUGCGGACGGCACCUUCUCCGAGAUCCAGUGGCGCCGCCGCCUCGAGACUUUCGAUAACAACGAUGCCGCUAUCCCGGCUUCAGGUCCAAAGGGCGAGCUUGAUUCUCUAUGUGAUCUGGGCAUGCUGACGGACCGCGGGCGGGAGACGACGUACGCCCUCGGCACGAGACUGAGGAAGCUCUACGUCGACCACCUGGGUUUCUUGCCCGCCAGCAUCAAGGACGCCGACUUCCUCUACCUCCGCACGACCCCGAUCCCGCGCGCCCUUGAGUCCAUGCAGCAGGCCUUCUUCGGGCUCUACCCGCCUCACACCCGCGCGCCCGACUUCCCGCCCCUGACCAUCGUCUCGCGCAACCCGGCCGACGAGACCCUCUUCCCCAACGACAGCAACUGCCGCCGCUUCGCCUUCCUGUCACGAGCCUUUGCCCAGCGCGCCGCCGACCGCUGGAAUGACACCGAGGAGAUGGCCUACGUCAACAAGAAGCUGGCGAAAUGGAUGCCCGCCGACAGCCCGCGCAUCGCCGUCGACUCCCGCCCACGCCUCAUCGGCAUCAUGGACACCGUCAGUUCGACCAUGGCCCACGGCCCAGCCACACGCCUCCCCAAGGAGUUCUACGACCCCAAAGCCCGGAGCAUCAUGGAGACGAUUGCCGUCGAGGAGUGGUUCGCGGGUUACAAGGAGAGCCAGGAGUACCGCGCCCUGGGCAUCGGCUCCCUCAUGGGGGACGUCGUCGCCCGCAUGGUUUCCACCGCCGAGCGCAACGUGCCGCCCCCCGACGCUGAGUUUGUUCAAACACCCGGCCAGCACGGAGCUGCCUCUUCUACUAUCGACGGCCUGAGGAGCAAGAAUAAGAAGAACAACGGGGAUGAUGAUGAUGGCUUCCGCUUCGGCCUCAGCGGCUGCCACGACACCACCCUCGCCGGCAUCCUCGCCAGCCUAGGCGCCUUCGGCAACGACGCCUGGCCCCCCUUCACAAGCCACAUCGCCAUCGAGCUUUUCCGCUCCAACUUCGACAACGACACCUCCUCCUCCUCCAACAAACCAUCUACAUCCCUCCUCUCCUCCCUCUGGCCCUCCUCCUCCAAACCAACCCCCAUAGGCCGCAAGCCCACUGAAUCCCUCACUCCGCGCGAAAAGGAGUCUCUGCAGGGCUACUUCGUGCGCCUGCGCUACAACGACGCUCCCGUCGUGAUCCCCGGCUGCAAGACCCCCGGCAACCACCUCGACGGCGAUGAGUCCUUUUGCACGCUCGCCGCGUUCAAGGCCAUCGUCGACAAGUUUACGCCGAGGGACUGGAAGAGCCAGUGUCAUACGAAUGUUAAGGCGCCUGCGUUUCCCGAGAAGGAGGAGCCUGCUGGGUACUGA
Trichoderma breve is the source of this 1602-nucleotide messenger RNA. Its product is annotated as histidine phosphatase superfamily (branch 2) domain-containing protein. Lineage: Eukaryota; Fungi; Ascomycota; Sordariomycetes; Hypocreales; Hypocreaceae. Gene Ontology annotation, biological process: dephosphorylation. The transcript has a single exon. The record is from RefSeq and is a predicted model, not a curated record. The coding region runs from base 1 to 1602 and encodes 533 amino acids. Gene Ontology annotation, molecular function: phosphatase activity.